Messenger RNA from Onychostoma macrolepis, 1545 nucleotides. RefSeq names its product mitochondrial translational release factor 1-like (gene mtrf1l). The record is from RefSeq and is a predicted model, not a curated record. The transcript is spliced from 7 exons. The coding region runs from base 192 to 1511 and encodes 439 amino acids. Gene Ontology annotation, biological process: translational termination. Gene Ontology annotation, molecular function: translation release factor activity. NCBI's taxonomy places the organism in Eukaryota, Metazoa, Chordata, Actinopteri, Cypriniformes, Cyprinidae.
ACUUUUAUUUUGAAAAACAUUUUACCCGGAAAAAGAAGCUGCGUACAGUGUCUGCGGUACAUGUGAAUGUUGUGGUUCAUAGAUGUCAACUGUAGGCUGCAAUAAAGUUACUAUGGUUGGAAGCCCGUUUGUAUUGUAAAUGCUUUUAUUUGCCUUCAAAGGCUCACUUUAAAUACAGCACUUGAGUGGCGAUGGCCGUGGUUUGCUAUAGUAAGAGUCUUUCACGUGCAGUGAAUGUGACACUGUUCAGGACAAUCACAACACACGCAGGAGUCUUUAGAGGGUCAGUAUGCAGAUGUCCAGCCAUUCACAGGACUGUUAACAGCACAAUGCCACACGCUCAACGAGCCUUUCAUACAUCCCAGUCUGCGAUGGUCACUAAAAUACUGUCUGUGGAGGAGAUCUUCAACAAGAAGUCUUUACAUGACUACCUGAAGAAGAAGGAAAUAGAGUAUAACACAUGCUUGCAGUCCUUCAGUACUGAAAACCAAACACUGGGUGAAGAGGAUGUGAAAAUAAAAAGGACUAACCUCUCUGUGCUUGGGCCUUUGGUCCAGAAAAUCAGAGAAUUAGAGGAGAAACAGAAGGAGUUGGAGGACACACAGGACUUGUUGAAAGAUAAUGACCCAGAAUUACAUGAGCUUGCAGAGUCAGAGAAGGAAGCCUGUCUAGCAUCCAUUCAAGAUCUCAAACAAAAGAUUUUAUCUCUUCUGAUUCCAGAGGAGGAAUCAGACAUGAGUGACCUGGUCUUAGAGGUCACCGCUGGGGUCGGAGGUCAAGAAGCCAUGCUCUUUACCGCAGAGAUCUUUGAUAUGUAUCAGAACUUCGCUGCUUUCCAUGGCUGGGGCUUCGACAUCCUAGAGGUCACAUCUAGUGAACUAGGGGGCAUCAGACGUGCAGCAGCCAGUAUCAGUGGUCCACUCAGCUAUAAAAAGUUAAAGUUUGAAGCUGGAGUCCAUCGUGUCCAGAGGGUCCCAAAAACAGAGAGUAAAGGUCGCAUACACACCAGCACCAUGACGGUGGCCAUACUUCCCCAGCCCACUGAGAUCUCAUUUACCAUCAACCCCAAAGAUCUGAGGAUCGAGACGAAGAGAGCCAGUGGUGCAGGAGGACAGCAUGUCAACACGACCGACAGCGCCGUGAGGAUCGUCCAUCUCCCCACAGGCACAGUGGCUGAAUGUCAGCAGGAGCGCUCCCAGAUCAAGAACAAAGAGAUAGCCAUGACGUUACUGCGAGCCAAACUCUACAGCGCCCGGCUGGAGGAGGAGACCAGUAAGAGAUACCAGGCUCGAAAACUACAGAUUGGCACCAAAGGCAGAUCAGAGAAAAUCAGGACUUAUAACUUCUCUCAGGACCGGAUCACAGAUCACAGAAUCGGAAAAACCAUUCACGACAUGCAUGGAUUUUUACAAGGAGAGGAACUGCUUGAGGAGAUGAUUGUGUUUUUGCAACAGUUUUCUGAACAGGAAUCGCUUAUGGACCUUCUUGAAGACGAUGAUCAGAAUCAGUAGUUGUUUGCUAGCAAUAAAGAAAUGUGUAAAAGUU